AUGCGCCCUUGUGGCUGCGGCGUUCAAAGUAUUGCUUUUCCCAGCAUAAACACCUCAGAAUGGACGCUCGACUAUCCGCCGUUCUUUGCAGGCCUGGAAUGGCUACUAUCCAAAGUCGCAUCCUUUGUUGAUCCGGCGAUGCUGAAGGUUGAGAAUCUCAAUUACGAUUCCUGGCAGGUGAUUUACUUUCAAAGAACGUCUGUUAUUCUCCUCGAGUUUAUGUUGAUCUAUGCGUUGAAAUGCUACAUCAAAUCCGUACCUGAUCCUAAGAAAGGAUUAGCCCACGCCGCAAGUCUUUCCAUUCUCCUCUCCCCGGGCUUGUUGAUCAUUGACCACAUCCAUUUCCAAUAUAAUGGAUUUCUCUACGGAAUUUUGAUCUUAUCGAUUGUCCUGGCUCGCAAGCAAUCUACACUUCUUUACAGCGGGAUGAUGUUUGCAGCCUUACUGUGUUUGAAACAUAUUUACCUCUAUCUGUCACUGGCGUAUUUCGUCUAUCUUCUCCGCACAUAUUGCCUCGACCCAAAAUCCGUAUUCCGUCCGCAAUUCGGUAACAUUAUCAAGCUCGGAAUCGGGAUUACGAUCGUUUUUGCUGCCGCGUUUGGUCCCUUUGCGUAUUGGGGCCAGCUAAACCAGCUUAAAGAGAGACUAUUCCCGUUUUCGAGAGGGUUAUGCCAUGCUUAUUGGGCUCCGAAUAUUUGGGCCAUGUAUUCGUUUGUGGACAGAGUCCUCAUACUGGUUGCUCCUCGGCUAGGGCUUACCGUCAAACAAGAGGCACUGGGAAGUGUUACAAGAGGACUUGUUGGAGACACCUCGUUCGCCAUCCUACCCGAAGUGAGGAAGGAACACACAUUUGCGCUAACUCUUAUUUUUCAGCUCCUUCCCCUGUGUAAACUGUGGCUACAACCAACUUGGGACAACUUUGUCGGCUCUAUCACUCUCUGCGCCUAUGCCGCCUUUCUCUUCGGUUGGCAUGUUCACGAAAAAGCUAUUCUCCUGAUCAUUCUCCCCUUCAGCCUCCUCGCUCUUAAAGACCUUCGGUACCUGGGUGCUUUUCGCCCUCUGGCGGUAGCCGGACACGUCUCCCUCUUCCCGCUUCUCUUCACCGCGGCAGAGUUCCCGAUCAAAACAGUGUACACGAUCACCUGGCUCGUUUUGUUUCUGUUCACGUUUGAGCGACUCGCCCCCGUCCCGAAAAGGCCAAGGGUUUUCUUACUGGAUCGAUUUUCAUUGUUGUACGAUACGGUGUCCAUCCCCUUGAUCGUAUACUGCUCGCUUGUGCAUGGACUGCUGUUUGGUAGCAAGAUGGAGUUUUUGCCGUUGAUGUUUACGAGUUCCUACUCGGCGCUCGGGGUGGUCGGGAGCUGGGUUGGGUUUAUGGUAGUCUAUUUCACAUCGUAG
Molecule: messenger RNA, 1398 nt
Organism: Uncinocarpus reesii 1704
Lineage: Eukaryota; Fungi; Ascomycota; Eurotiomycetes; Onygenales; Onygenaceae
Exons: 5
Coding region: 1-1398 (465 amino acids)
Biological process (GO): protein N-linked glycosylation
Cellular component (GO): endoplasmic reticulum membrane
Molecular function (GO): dolichyl pyrophosphate Glc1Man9GlcNAc2 alpha-1,3-glucosyltransferase activity
Source: RefSeq, a predicted model, not a curated record